AUGCUGACCAUUAUUACAAAGCUACAAACUAUAUCUGAGAACGAGACGCCAAAUGAGAAUGUUACUGAGGCUUCCAAUUAUCACUCUCCCUUCUUCUCCACUUCCAAAACCAAUCUCAACCCACCACCAAAAAUGUCUUCCCUCUCAGAACUUCUCGCCAAAGAAGGUUUCGAAGGCGAAAGAUCACUCCAAGCAAGGCGGAACUUACUGAAACACAGAGACAAAGUUGCACCAGACAGAGAUUCCAUAGCUCUUCCUCUCUACAUCUGCCACGCCAACAAUGGCCGCAAAAACCGCUGCUCUUCCAAGCAGAGGAUUGAGAAACCUCUAACGGUAAAUGGGUCGUCGGUGUUUUCGUCGAAAAGGGUCGGUUCGGUCUCCGAAAGAUCGAAUUCCAAGUCCUCCGUAUCAGAGUUUUCGAGAAGAGAAGAUCCCGCAAUUGACGAAGUCUCUGUCCGAGCUGUUGUUUCUAUACUCAGUGGAUACGUCGGAAGGUUCAUAAAGGAUGAGAAUUUCCGAGAAAAUGUCCGGGAAAAGUGUGUUUCAUGUUUGGCGAGAGGGAAAACAGAUUUGGACGAUGAGAUUUUCGAGAGACUAGAAAUAAGUAUUCAAAGUGUGGACAAGUUAUUGGAAGAGAAAGGAGUAAAUAAGGAAAGAAUAGUAGAAAAUGUAAUCCAGAUUUUGAGUGCAGCUGCUUCCACAAACGCUAAGAAAGGAAAUGAUCCAUAUAUCUCUGCUUGUGCUCAACUUUACUUGUCAAUUGUUCACAAGAUUGAGAGAAAUGAUGGAAAAUGUACUACACACUUGCUUCAAGUUUUUUGUGAUUCUCCGUUUUUGGCAAGAACGCAUUUGGUUCCCGAUCUUUGGGAGCAUUUUUUUCUCCCACAUCUUUUACAUCUCAAGGUUUGGUACACCAACGAGCUUGAGUUUCUUACGGACUUGGAGUGUCGUGAGAAGGAGAAGAAAAUGAAAACCUUGAGUAAGGUUUACAAUAAGCAAAUGGAUAAAGGAACUGUUGAGUUUGCUUUGUACUACAAAAAGUGGCUUAAAGUUGGGGUUGAAAAUGCUCCUGUUGUUCCUCUAAUUCCUUUGCCAGUUAGACCUUACAGAGCUUCUAGAAGGUCAAUGGAUACAUGUAGCACACAUUCCUCAGUUAACAACAACUUAUAUCGAGUUGUGUUUGGCUCCAAGCUUGGGAGGAAAUCUGAGAAUUUUGCUGAUCAAAGUCCAGCUCUGAGGGACAUGCGAGAUGUAAAUGAAGAGGAAAUUUUGGAUGAAGAUAAGGAUGACAACAACAAUGGAAGUUUUCUUCAUAGGGAGCAAAGAUCAUCGAGCCUAUUUGAAAGGAAUUGGAAAUCUGAGUUAUGGAGAGACACACAAAAAUCAGAAAAUUUUAGAUUAUUUACCUGUCAGCAGACUGCGCCGUUACAGUUGGAAUGUUUGACAAGCGGCAAUCAUUUGUCAAAGAAUAGCUCGGUUCGGAAAAAGGAAGAGACUAGAAAUGUUUCGAGCAAUUUAAGCAGGGCUAUUGCAUCUGUUUGCUCCUCUGAUAGUCUAAGCGAGUGUGAAGUUGCCAUUCGUACAAUCACGAGAGCUUGGUUGGAUUCACGCGGCGAUCCUAUCAUUGAAGACGCAUUGUCAAAAGCACCUGUGAUUGAGGGAAUGCUUGAGGUGCUGUUUGCUUCUGAAGAUGAUGAAAUUUUAGAACUAGUAAUAUCGAUUCUGGCCGAACUCGUUUCGCGAAGCGAUCUAAACAGACUGAUAGUACUGAAUUUUGACCCUCAGCUCGAUAUCUUCAUGAGACAUUUAAGAAGCACGAGUCUGUUCUUAAAAGCUGCUGUUCUGCUUUACCUGUCAAGGCCAAAGGCGAAGCAAAUGGUAUCGGUCGAGUGGGUGCCAUUAGUUCUUCGAGUUACAGAGUUCGGAGACCAGUUGCAGACUCUAUUCACAGUGCAAUGCAGCCCUUUGGUGGCAGCAUUUUACCUUUUGGACCAAAUCCUUACAGGUUUUGAUGAAGACAGAAACCUAGACAACGCGCGACAAGUGGUUUCUCUAGGAGGUUUGAGCAUGCUGACGGAUAAGAUUAAGAUAGGAGAUACCACUGAGAGGAUCAAUGCUGCUAUGUUCAUCUCGUGUUGCAUCCGAGCCGAUGGAAGCUGUAGAAACUACUUAGCUGAAAAUUUGAGCAUAGAUUCGCUCAUCGAACUGGUUCUUCUGGAAUAUCACAGGAAUCCCUGUGGCUCAGCAUUUGAUUUGUUGAUUGAAUUAAUCUGCCUUAGUAGGAGAACACAGAUAAAUAAAAUCUUGUACAUACUCAAAGAAGGCUGGGGUAGUUUAAACAUCAUGCACAUCUUAUUAGCCUAUCUCCGAAAGGCUCCAUCGGAAAAACGCCCGCUAGUUGCGGCCAUAUUGUUACAGCUUGAUCUCCUGGAAGAUCCUUCAAAGUGCAGCAUAUACAGAGAAGAUGCAGUUGAAGCAAUUAUAGAAGCCUUGGAUUGUCAAAUAUAUAAUGAAAAUGUCCAAGAGCAAUCUGCGAGAGCUCUUCUUAUGCUAGGAGGUCGAUUUUCUUACACCGGGGAUGCAACAAUAGAAAACUGGCUUUUAGAACAAGCAGGCUUCAACGAAUUUGGGAUCAAUUCUUACAACAGAACUGAAUUUAGAGCGGAUGAAGAGGCAGCAGAAAACUGGCAGAAAAAAGCAGCAGCUGUCUUGUUCAAGAGUGGCAACAAGAGAUUACUGGAUGCCCUUUCGGUUUCCAUAUCGAAUGGCAUUUCGAGUUUGAGCCGAGCAAGCCUAAUCACGGUUUCGUGGAUGUGCACAUUUCUUCAUUUGGUUGGAGAUGAAAAUCUGCAGCUAAUGGCGUGCUCAAUUCUUGUACCUCAGUUUGUGGCAUCCUUGAGUUAUGACAAAGAUGUGGAGGGAAAAGUGCUUGCAUCAUACUCGUUACUAAAUCUCACAAAGCAUUCAGCAGAGUGUGUAUCAAUGCUCUUAUCAUUGGACAAAGAUCAUUUGCUCAGUCAUCUUAAGCAGCUUCGUUUAGUAACAUGGACAGCUGACGAGCUUCUUUCGAUUAUCAUGAACCGAGUACAGGGCCUGAUGUAAGUUUUUUUAU
Morus notabilis is the source of this 3112-nucleotide messenger RNA. Its product is annotated as putative E3 ubiquitin-protein ligase LIN. Bases 1 to 3102 code for a protein of 1033 amino acids. The transcript has 8 exons. The record is from RefSeq and is a predicted model, not a curated record. Lineage: Eukaryota; Viridiplantae; Streptophyta; Magnoliopsida; Rosales; Moraceae.